AUGAAGACCUUGGUAGCGGCCGUGGCAGUGUGGGGGAAAACAGCUCCCUCUCACAGUAUCACUGCCAUUAUGAUUACAGAUGACCAGCAGACUAUAGUUACAGGAAGUCAAGAAGGACAAAUAUGUCUCUGGGAUCUUUCAACAGAAUUAAAGAUUUCAUCUAAAGAAAUUCUCUUUGGCCAUACUGCUUCUGUAACUUGUUUGGCAAAAGCAAGAGAGUUUGAGAAACAACCAUAUGUAGUAAGUGCUACUGAAAAUGGGGAGAUGUGUGUUUGGAAUGUCACUAGUGGACAGUGCAUUGAGAACACAAAGCUUCCUUAUAGGCAUACAGCAAUCCAUUAUUACCAUUGCUCAUUCCGAAUGACAGGUGAAGGCUGGCUGCUUUGUUGUGGGGAAUAUCAAGAUGUUCUUAUUAUUGAUGCUAAGACUUUGGAUGUUCUUCACACUCUAUCAUCGACUCAGUCUUCUGAUUGGAUAAAUUGUAUGUGUAUUGUACACUCUGCAAGAAUUCAAGAAGACUCUUUGAUUGCAGUGUCUGUAACUGGAGUUCUGAGAGUGUGGGACCUAUCUUCAUCUCUCAAUAGCAUACAGGAGAGACAAAGUGUGUGCGAGAAGGAAUCAAAAUCUCUGGAGUGUAUAAAUUGUCAAGCAGUACGAUUUUGUACCUACACAGAAAGGCUCCUUCUAAUUGUGUCCUCCACGUGCUGGCAGGUCUAUGAUUAUUGUGAUUUCUCCUUGCUUUGUACUGAGUUCUGUAAAAGUGGUCAGUGCUUUGCUGGUGGAGAAGUGCUGGCAGCUUACAGACUGAUCAUCUGGACAGAAGAUGGCCACAGUUACAUCUACCAGCUGCUAAACAGUGGGCUUUCUAAAAGCAUAUACCCUGCUGAUGGGAAGCUGCUGAAAGAAACAGUUUAUCCUCAUUUACUCUGCUUUACUGGUAUGAAGGAAAAUAAGAGUUUUCCUUUAGUCAUGGGCUUCAUGAAUGAAAGAAAAGAGCCUUUCUAUAAGGUUCUUUUUUCUGGUGAAGCUUCAGGAAGGAUCACUUUGUGGCAUGUUCCUGAUGUCCCUGUGUCUACAUCUGAUGGUUCACCAAAAGAGAUCCCAAUUACAGCAAUGUGGACUCUUCAGGAUAAUUUUGAUAAACAUCAUUCAAUGUCAGAAGGCAUCAUUGGUCAUCUUUGUGCAUCUGAAGAUGGACUUGAAAGUGCAGUUGUCAGUUCCUCUGUGUACAUACCUGGUCUUGAUAAGCUCGUGUGUGGAUGUGAAAAUGGGAAAAUUUUUGUAACAUUAGGUUUAAAAACUGCAAGAGCAAGACUUCUAGAAAACAUACCUUCACUUAAAGAGAAUCUUCCUUAUAAAGUUCUGAGUGGUCACAGUAGCAGAAUCACUUGUUUACUUUACCCACAUGACAAAUCAGUAAGGUUUGAUCCAAGCUGGCUGUUAUCAGGGGGCCAGGAUUCUCUUGUGAUCUGCUGGGAUAUAUUUACUGGAGGCAUCUUAUACCAAUUUAAUCUGCAAUCUGGUCCAGUGACAAAGCUCUUGCGAUCUCCAGAAAACUACAGAUUAAAAGACCAGAGUAUAGUGUGCUGUGUGUGCAGUGAUCACUCAGUAGCAAUUCUACACCUUCAGAAGAGAGUAUGUCUCUUACAUGCCAGAAAACAUCUGUUUCCUGUGAAGAAGAUAAAAUUUGACCCUGUUGAAAAUCUACUAAUUGUUGGAUGUGAAGACAAUUCAGUUUAUGUUUGGGAAAUUGAAACAGGCACACUGGAACGACAUGAAACAGGCGAAACAGCAAGAGCAAUUCUUAGUGCCAUUGAAGAUUCAGAAUAUUUAGUGGCAGAUGCUCAGCUUCCUGUAUCUGAGGAGCCAAAAAGAAACAAGAAUUCUGGAUACAAGCACUCUAGCUUGUAUAAACAUGGUGUGGGCCCUUACACUCCUACUCAUACAGAAAAAUCUUCAGAUAAGGUAACUGAUACCAGCUGCAUCCAACAGCCCUUUACUAUUUUACCAGUUAAGACUAAAUGGAACAACGCAAACUUUCAUAUUCUCUUAUUUGAUCUGGAAAAACUUGAGGAACUUCUGCUGUCAUCACAACUCAAUGGAUUAAAAUCAUUGAAUUCAUUCCACAACCUAUACAAUCUAGAAAGAGCCAAAAGUACUACUGAGAAAAGGGCACUGACGUUAAAAAGAAACAAAACUGCUGGCUCCUUGCCUCCAGUGGAUGGGCAGGUAGAUACUGCUUUUUCAAACCAGGUCUGCAAGGAUAAUAAUGCAGCUAAGCCUGUGGAAGAAAGUGGUGGCAUGAAAAGGCAGAAAAAAAUGAAGAGUUCAAGAAAGAUUAGAAUUCAGCCAUCAGGAAACAUUGAUAUGAAUGUCAUCACUGAUACAGCAAAACUGCUUUUGUCAUGUCUCCUACCAUGGGGUGUAGAUAAAGAAAUAGACAAUCUCUGUGUUAGCCACUUGGGUAUCUUGAGGCUUCAGUGUCGGGUUUCUUUUGGACUUGUGUCAGAUGAAAGCCACCUAUCACUAAUGUUGCCAGGAUGGAAAUGUACUGAUUGUGGUGUGCCAGGAGAACAUGAAAUUUUCAACUUGUUUUCAAAAAGAGUGCUUGAUUUGUCAAACAAAUACCUUGCUGCAACUGAAGGACAAACUGGAGAGAAGAAUGAGCCUGAGAACAAUGUUUAUGGAACAAAGGAUUUGGAAACGAUACUUUUCUUAUUUAGCAGAAUAGCUUUAAUCAACAGGAUAAUUAACAUACCUUCAGCAGUUACAGAUGAAAUUGAAAGCCCACAGAAAUCAGAAUCUGUACAUGACAAAUGGCGAAAUGUAGAAGCAGUAACACCUUCAUUCCUCAGUUUUUAUGGAGACUUACCAAGUAGUAAGAGUAGAUACCAUACCCCAGACUUUGGAAGUAUUUCAUUGCUGAAACUCGUUUGUUGUUGGAGUGACCAAUCUGUAAAGAUUAUUGAGGCAAUGCAAGCAGUGCUGCUGGCAGAAGUUCAAAGGACUAUGAAUCCCUUGAGAAAGAUGACAAUUUGCAGAGAGCCAUUGGCCAUAGUAGAGAAUGGAAAUGCCAGUGUGCUGAAGCAUGACAAGAGCUCCAACUCAGCAAACUUCCAAGAUGUGGAGGAUAUGCCUGACAGAUGUGUCUUGGAAGAGUCUGAGAGUCCAGAUGACACGAAGCCACAUCCCUGGAUAUCUAAGGUGUGCUCCUGUAAGGUGUGUUAG
Messenger RNA from Acanthisitta chloris (rifleman), 3228 nucleotides. RefSeq names its product WD repeat domain 72 (gene WDR72). Gene Ontology annotation, biological process: protein localization to plasma membrane. Gene Ontology annotation, cellular component: cytoplasm. The transcript has 19 exons. Gene Ontology annotation, molecular function: protein binding. Bases 1 to 3228 code for a protein of 1075 amino acids. Lineage: Eukaryota; Metazoa; Chordata; Aves; Passeriformes; Acanthisittidae. The record is from RefSeq and is a predicted model, not a curated record.